AUCGUUUUCUCCCUCACUGGCUUGUUGUACUGAAUAUAAGGUUACUUACAAAGCACAAGUGUCUUGAUCUUGAGAUCUUUUUUAGCCGAGUGGUAAUUAUAUCCACUCGUCUUUUGUACCACUUUAUUUCUGAGCUCUUGAGCCUCGACCAGUCUUGCUCUCAACACCUCAGCACUAACUACAACCACUGGUAACCUUCGAUAUGGAUCUGCCUCAGAAACUCCCUCUAAGCAUGGUCCUGCGUCGAGUGGCCGACCACCUCCACGAUCACCACAACGACCUCACUGUGGCGCUCUCCACUAGCCAUGUCACGUACGAAGAAGCUCUAUCAGCAGCUAUAGAGUGUGCGCGUGAGCUUCCUGACCGCAUCCUUCUACCCACCACCAACCCAGCUCGACGAGAAGCUUUACGAAUCCAGGCUAUUGAAAAUAAACGUUUGUUAGAUGAUGCCAUUCUCUUACCAGGUCGUCUAACUUCUACCACGGGCAAACUAAAUCCAGAAGAUUGCCCAAAAUCUCCCUCCCCAGGCAGUCGUGCCAUACUCAAUGAUAACCUCUGGGAUGAGAUUGAUUCACCGCCGCACUGAAUAUAGGGUUACUUACGAAGCACAAAAGUGUUAUGAUAUCUUU
Molecule: messenger RNA, 629 nt
Organism: Aspergillus campestris IBT 28561
Lineage: Eukaryota; Fungi; Ascomycota; Eurotiomycetes; Eurotiales; Aspergillaceae
Exons: 1
Coding region: 203-586 (127 amino acids)
Source: RefSeq, a predicted model, not a curated record